AUGAGUGACUAAUUCAAAAAUGAUAUAGAAAGAAUCCAGAAACUUAUUGUUUCAAUCAAAUAGGAUAUGAAUAAAAGGGAACAAAAAUAGAAAGGAGGAUAACAGUUAACUAUGAUUGAAGGAGAAAUUAGAGGCUAAUUAGCAAGUUUGGGUAAUGCAUUUAGAAAGACAUUAAUAGAUCGUGAAUUGGUGUUAAUUGCAGAUGUUUUGAAAUAUCAAGAAAACAAUUAGAUGCAAAAGGAAAAUGAAAAAAGAAAAAACCAGAUCUAAGAAUUGAAAAAUCAAAGAGAUUUAAUUAAGGAGUAAUUUAAUAAGUCUGUUGCAGAUACUAAAUAAGAAGUGGCAAUGCAAAAUCUUUAAAGAGAUGAUGCUAAGCUAGCUGUUAUGAAUAAUUAAGAGCUCUACAAAAAUCAAAAGGACUUACAACUUCAAUAAGAUAAGUUAUUGGAUAGAACCAAUGAUUAGGCAGAUUAAUUAAAAUAGUAAGGCAAACAAAUUAAUUUAACACUUGAUGAGCAAAAUAAAUAGCUCGAUAAAUUAAACAUAGAUGUGGAUAAGACAAAUUAGUAGAUGAUGACUACAAAUAACAAGUUAGUUAAACUUAUAGCUAAGUCUUCAAACUGCGGAUUAUUAAUCUUUAUAGUAAUAGAAGUAGUUAUUUUUGGUGUUUUGCUAUGGUGGGCAUUAACAUGAUUAAAUAUCCUCAUUUUUUAAAACAAUAAAAUAAAUUAUCAAUU
Molecule: messenger RNA, 737 nt
Organism: Paramecium tetraurelia
Lineage: Eukaryota; Ciliophora; Oligohymenophorea; Peniculida; Parameciidae
Exons: 2
Source: RefSeq, a predicted model, not a curated record